Messenger RNA from Paramecium pentaurelia, 343 nucleotides. The record is from the annotation of a GenBank genome assembly. Lineage: Eukaryota; Ciliophora; Oligohymenophorea; Peniculida; Parameciidae.
AUGGAAGAAAAUGAUGCUUUAAUAAAAUCAUCUGAACCAUAACAUACACGAAAUAUUAUAUAGGCUCUAAUAAAUGAGUAAAAAAUUAUGUAUGCUGGAUUAUAAAAUCAGUGCCAUUUUAUGUUAAACUUAGAGAAUACCUUGACAAUUGCCUUAUAAAAGGAGCUUCUGGAUAAACAGUACCAUUAGCUCUACUAUUACCUGUUGGUCUUCUCUUAGGUAGUGUGAACAUAUUGUCAAAAGCUACAACCAAUAUUAUUGUAGGUAGAUACUGAUGCCAAAUUUAGGUGAUUAUAUCCUGACCAAUUUGGUUUAAGUGAUUCUCUAAAUCUGCGGACUUUGA